Molecule: messenger RNA, 2680 nt
Organism: Sphaeramia orbicularis (orbiculate cardinalfish)
Lineage: Eukaryota; Metazoa; Chordata; Actinopteri; Kurtiformes; Apogonidae
Gene: mllt1a
Product: MLLT1 super elongation complex subunit a
Exons: 12
Coding region: 92-1873 (593 amino acids)
Biological process (GO): positive regulation of DNA-templated transcription
Cellular component (GO): transcription elongation factor complex
Molecular function (GO): chromatin binding
Source: RefSeq, a predicted model, not a curated record
UGGAUUGACACACAAUGAGGAGCAGAGGCUGGGGAGACGCUCCACAAACGCCGCUGUAAAUAAAUACAACAAUCACAGAGGCCAGAGAAACAUGGAGAACCAGUGCACAGUACAGGUGAAGCUGGAGUUGGGCCACAGAGCCCAGCUGAGGAAGAAGGUGACAUCAGAAGGCUUCACCCACGACUGGAUGGUUUUUGUCCGGGGUCCAGAGACCGGAGACAUCCAGCACUUUGUAGACAAGGUCGUCUUCCGCUUGCAUGAGAGCUUCCCCAAACCCAAGAGAGUAUGCAAGGAGCCGCCAUACAAAGUGGAGGAGUCGGGAUACGCAGGCUUCCUCAUGCCUAUUGAGGUUUACUUCAAGAACAAGGAGGAGCCAAAAAGGGUGUGUUUCAACUAUGACCUGUUCCUUAACUUGGAGGGUAACCCCCCUGUCAACCACCUGCGCUGUGAGAAGCUCACCUUCAACAACCCCACCAAAGAGUUCAGGAGAAAGCUGAUCAAGGCUGGAGGGGUAUUGGUGGUUCCAGAGGGGGCUGAGGCUGUGUCGAGGCCCAGUCCAGAUUACCCGAUGUUACCCACAAUCCCCCUCUCUGCCUUCUCAGACCCCAAGAAGACAAAGACCUCACAUGUGUCAAAGGAACCCAGCAAAGAAGGAAGUGGUGGCAGCAGCAAAGGCCCCAAACCGCACAAGCCAACCAAGGAGCACCGCGAACGGCCCCGAAAAGACUCUGAGAGCAAAGCCACGUCAAAAGGGGACAACGACAGAGACGGAAGCAGCAAAAGCGGCCGCGAUCCGUCCUCCUCCUCGUCCUCUUCUUCAAAAAAGCCGUCAGAGAUCAAAGUGAAAGAUGAAGUGAAGGUCCUGCCCAAAGCCGCCUUCAAGGAGCCUAAACUCACCCUGAAGGAGUCGAAGAUGGAGGGCAUGUCCCCGAAAGGAGGGGGGGGCGGCAGCGGAGGGGGCGGCGGGGGAGGCGGAGGGGGAGGGUCCGCGGAGUCCAAAGCUCCAGGGAAGCGACCCUCCACGGUGGAGUCUCCAAAGCCCAGCACUAAGAAGCAGAAGAAGGGCAGCUCUGAGGGGCCGAAGGGGCCGACCGGGGGGGCCUUCACUGGAGCGUCUCCUCGAGUCUCGUCUUCGUCCGUAGCCAAUCAGCCCUACGCCGAGAAGAAACCCCCCAAGGAAAAGGGCCGCUGGGCCAAAGGCAAGAACGACACGCAGGAGAAUAAGGAGCCCAAGAAACUUCCAGAGUCCGAAGAGUCGAAUUCAGAGGAUGAAGCGUCUUCGAAGUCAGAGCAGUCGGCCCCCUCCAGUCCUUCCAACUCUAGUUCCAGCUCUGACUCCAGUUCAGAUUCAGACUUUGAACCUGGACAGAAACAAGGCCAAGGUCCGCUGCGGUCGAUGGUGGAGGAGAUCCAGUCAGAGGAGUCGGACGACGACGACAGCAGCUCAGAGGAGGAAACCCCCAUCAAGACCAACCCCCCCAACAGAGACUCUCGACUCAGCCUGGACAGCGAGAGUGACAGCAGUGACGGCUCGCACCGCCCCAGUCGAGACCCCGCCCCGCCCCCGCAGAAACACAGCUCCUCCAAUAACAAAGUGUCGGGUCGAAAGAGUCCAGAUUCCACCUUUCGCUCAGAGAAGGUGUUGAAGAAGGGAUACGACAAGGUAGGAAGGGCCUACACGGAAGAGUUAGUGGACCUUCAUCGCAGGCUGAUGGCUUUAAGGGAGCGCAACGUCCUACAGCAGAUCGUCAACCUGAUCGAGGAGACGGGACACUUCAACGUGACCAACACCACCUUUGACUUUGACCUCUUUUCACUGGAUGAAUCCACUGUCCGCAAACUACAGAGCUACCUGGAGGCGACGGCCACGUGACAGGAAGCGGGAACCGGUGCGUGGACGGAGUCGGAGGCGGAGGUCGACUCGCCGCGUCUCCUUCAGGAGGAGACGAGCUGCCACAUCCUCCGCGGCUGCUGCACGGGCCUCCGGACUGAACCCUCCAACAACUACCGUACACCCGCAAACAGAAACACACCAACCAACACAAGCACACAUGAAGACACAACACCUUCGUGCGGCGCUGGGGAGGCGCAGGAAGACACUCAAGGAGGAGGAGAGGAGGAGGUGUGCUGUGACUCAGACAGGAGGAGCGCAGCUGAACAGUCAGGAUUUCCACUACACAUCUCUUUUUCUGAGUGUCAAACCUCUGUGCAGAGCUGUGGAAUUCACCCCACACCCCCUCCUUCACCCUCCUGCACUCAUAUUGCUCCCGCCUUUGCAAACCUAAUACUUCCCUUCCUCCUCCUCCCCCUCCUCCUCCUCCCCCUCACACGCACCCUCCUUACUCGGCAGAACGCUCCGGUUCCCUUCCCCCUGCUGUCAGCUGGAGCUCAUUUCUGUCGACAUAUCCUCGAGUCGUGUGAGUGUGUGAGUGUGAGCGCUGCUGAGGUUUAAGAGAUGUUGUCUUUGUGGUUGUUCAAGCUCGAGCACAAACAACAGCCGGUUUCCCUCCUGCACUGCAACACAACACACACACACACACACACACACACACACACUCGAACACACCGAACAAGUACAGAUCCAUGUAGGACUGGGCGAUGAAACAGCAAAACAGGACCACGCUGACAUUCAUACCUAUAAUGACGAUGAGCUUCGGACAUUUUAAACAUGUAGAACAGC